ACAUUCUAGAAUUUUCCAAAUAUUUGUAAUAUAGGAAAUUAACUCAAUUAUAGGUUCUAGUUUCUGGGAUAUCGGUUGCUCGUUAAUGAUAUAAUCGUUACAACUUUUUAUAAAGUUUAACUUUAAAUUAUCGUUUUGUUCAAUCAUUUUGGUGCAAACUUGGAAUUCAUCGUAAACGUAUCUUGCGAUCAUUAAGGAAAUUGCAAUUUUCGUUAAGCAAACAGAAACAAUGGAAUCUCCGAAAUUUCGUUAUACUAAAGACAAUGAUCACCUGACUUUCAAGGAACGAUUAUUCUACGAGAAAAAUGGAUAUUUAUUAGUUCCCGAUCUUAUACCGCAAUGUAUAAGGGAUAAAUGUUUUAAUAGAUACGAAGAUAUCAUUACCGAUAAAGUCAAUCGAGGAAUGAUCACGAUUAUGCGAGAUAUUGUUAAUAAGAAAAUAGUCAAUAAGAUACAAGAUCUUAAUCAUGACGACAUUUUUCGAGAAUAUUUCGAACAUAAUAAAUUGUUAAACAUAAUUGAGUGUUUCACAGGUCCUAAUAUAAUGGGUGUGCAUAGUAUGUUAAUAGCCAAACCACCGGAUGCAGGACUCGGUUCCAGUGCACAUCCACCCCAUCAAGAUCUUUAUUAUUUUCCAUUCCGACCGGCCGACAAGAUCGUAGCAGCAUGGACCGCGAUAGAACCCUGCGAUCGUUUUAACGGUUGCCUUUACGUUUAUCCUGGAACUCAUGCACUCGACAAACUAUAUUCACACGAUUAUCCUCCUAAUUCCAAAUCAAAUACGGUUAACAAGUUUUAUCACGGUAUUUUGGAUUUUCAACCAAUGCAAAAAAUCUACGUACCAAUGAAACCUGGCGAUACCAUUUUCUUCCAUCCUUUGCUGAUACACGGAUCUGGAGUAAAUCAAUCGACGAGAACGAGAAAGGCCAUUUCUUGUCACUACGCUAGCUCCGAUUGUUAUUACGUUAACCCCGAAAAUGAAGCGGAAAAACGGAUUCAAGAUGAGAUCCUAAAUCUUGUACGCAAACGAUACCCUGGUUCAGAUUUGUCAUAUGCAGAUCUUUGGAGCUUAAAAGCCACGCUUGUGCGAGGUGUACGAUCCACUUUGUAGAUUUUCAUUUAUAAAUAGCUAAUAUCUAUUAUAGUAUUAUUUAGCCUACACUAGAUUGCAUGCUAUUAAUUUGGUUUGGUUUCUACUAAUUUUGUUCUUUUUUAUAUAUAUCUUUUCAUUUUAAAGAAUAAUUUAUCACUUAAAAGCUAACGAUAGGAAAGGAAAUUAAAUCUUAUCAGGGAUAAUUAAUUGCACGACAGAAGAAGAUGUAACGACAACGGCAUCGUUGUCGCGAUUAUUAUUCACUGAUUUGAUAUCACGACGAUGUCGUUGAUAAUUAUAUGGUGGUUGAACGGUAUAACAAUGUUUCGAAUGAGGAUCUUUAUAGGUAUUUUCGUGACGUACGCUAGCACUGGAUGUACGACAAGCGGCAAGACAAAUUUGAAAUCGAUCCAUAUUACGUAGAAGUAACUUUACCGUUUCUUCUUCCCUUAUUUUAGGAUUAUUUUUACCACUUUCUAUCGUACUCUUCUUUCCCUUUAUCUGCUAUUAAACAUAAUAACAAUUACAAUUUAAGCGUUUUACUAACCAAAGUUAAUUUAAUGAUUAAAUAAAAAAAUAAGAAAAUGUAAAAAAAUAAUAUUAGAAAUAAAAAAAAAGUACCUUGGAAGGAUUCAAACAGCAAGAAA
Molecule: messenger RNA, 1740 nt
Organism: Polistes canadensis
Lineage: Eukaryota; Metazoa; Arthropoda; Insecta; Hymenoptera; Vespidae
Product: phytanoyl-CoA dioxygenase, peroxisomal-like
Exons: 6
Coding region: 230-1111 (293 amino acids)
Biological process (GO): fatty acid alpha-oxidation
Molecular function (GO): phytanoyl-CoA dioxygenase activity
Source: RefSeq, a predicted model, not a curated record